This is a messenger RNA of Onthophagus taurus, 1147 nucleotides long. Its product is annotated as aldo-keto reductase family 1 member A1-like. Lineage: Eukaryota; Metazoa; Arthropoda; Insecta; Coleoptera; Scarabaeidae. The record is from RefSeq and is a predicted model, not a curated record.
GUUGACCCUGAAAGAUAAAGUGCUGAACUUUGUAUGUAAUGAACUGAAUUGGAUAACUAUCUGAUGUAAUUUUGUGAUUUGUAAGACAUAGUGUAAAAAAGAAGUUUUUUUUUAAGUAAAAUAUGAAAUAUUUAAGUCUUUAUUGUGGCAAAACAAUGCCUGCUUUGGGAUUAGGAACAUGGCAGGCAACUGAAGAUGUAUUAGAAAAAGCGUUAAAUUUAGCAUUAAACAUUGGAUAUCGCCAUUUAGACACUGCUUUAUUAUAUGAUAAUGAGAAAAUAAUAGGAAAAGUUUUAAACGAAUGGUUAUCAAGUGAUAAAAUAAAUCGUAAUGAUUUAUUUGUGACAACAAAAUUGCCACCUAUAGCUAUGUACAAAGAAAAAGUGUUUAAUUAUUUUCAAAAAUCUUUAACAAAUUUGAAUUUAUCAUACGUUGAUCUUUAUUUAUUACAUUCCCCAUUGGGGAUAAAAAAUGUACCGCAAAAUAAGGAAGAUGUUGUCAUGGAUCCAAAUGUUAAUCAUUUAGAAAUAUGGAAGGAAAUGGAAAAAAUUUACGAGAAAGGUUUAUCAAAAUCGAUUGGAGUAUCCAAUUUUAAUAAAGAACAAAUAAUUAACAUAUUAAAAAAUUGUAAAAUACAACCGUCUUGUUUACAAUUAGAACUUCAUUUGUACCAACAACAAAAAGAAUUGGUCGAAUUUUGCAAAAGAAAUAACAUAGUUGUUGUUGCUUAUUGCCCAUUAGGAUCACCGGGAUUAAAAACUUAUUAUGAAGAAAAUAACAAAAAGAUCGAAAUUCCAAAUUUGUUCGAAAAUGAAGCUGUUAAAGAAAUGGCUUUGAAGUACAAGAAGUCUCCAGCUCAGAUUUUAUUAAGACAUGCCAUUGAUAAAGGAAUUGGAGCAAUUCCAAAAAGCUCAAAUGAAAAUCGUUUGCAAGAAAACCUUGAUAUUUUCGAUUUCUCUUUAGAAGAAAAAGAUGUUAUUGUGUUAAAUGGCUUAGAUAUGGGAGAGAAAGGAUCUUUAACAGAAUGGGAACCUUGGGGGUGGUUAUGAAUAACUCAAAAAUAUUUUUUUAUUAUGAUGUAUAUGCAACCAAGUAUACACAUUAAUAUUAUUAUUACAAUUUUAUGUUUUGUGAAUGUUAAAUCAAA